This is a messenger RNA of Pelagomonas calceolata, 873 nucleotides long. Lineage: Eukaryota; Pelagophyceae; Pelagomonadales; Pelagomonadaceae. The record is from the annotation of a GenBank genome assembly.
GACUGCAAGGAAGCUUACGCCGUCCGCGGCGACCGCCCCCCCGCCGCCGCGGCCGACCGCGCGACGAUCUCUCCCACUGCACGGUGGUCGACGGGGUUUUCGGCCAGGGUCCGUAGAAAGCCGACGGCCAGCCCCAGCGGCCGCGCGCCGAAGGCCUCGCACACCUCCGGGUCGUCCGCAAUCUCAUCCGCGACAGCGUUCGCCGUCGACUGGACGCAGCGACUCAAGGCCGCGCGGAGGGCGGCGGCCUGGCGUUCGGACAACCGCGGCGCCGGCGACCUAGGCGACCGCGUGCGUGCGGGAGAACGCGUUUUUGGAGGAGGCGCGCCGCCGAACGCCGGCGACCGCGCGCCCCCCGCAAAGGCCGAGGCGUCAUCGUCGUCCGAGGCGUCGUCGUCCUCCGGGAUCUCCUCGGAGCCCUCCUGGACCUCGCGCUCCUCGUCAAUCGGUGCGUUUUGCUCCGUGCGGAGCUCCCUGAGUUUUUUGAGAGCAGACCCCGGCGACAGGCCCUUCAGGGCGUCCGACGAGGGCAGGGGCUUCCGGGGCACCGACGCGAGCGGCAGCGGCGAGACGGCCUCGACCACAGAGGGCGGCGGCGGCGGCAGCGUCGACGCCUUCGGCUCCGGCGGCUUUAACCUCUCCUGCGCCGCGGCGACGCAGCUGGUCGUGAGCUUUUGCGUUUGCUCCAGGAAGGCCUCGCGGUCCGUCGCGUUGAGCAGUAGGUCGAGCUCUUGGAGCGCACGGUCGCGGUGGGGCGUGGACCGCCGCGGCGGCAUGCCGCGCCGGACGACGACGACGCGCGGCCUCUCUGUUUGUGUGCGCUCCAUGAGCUGGGCCAUGGUUAUGCGUUUGGGCUGCCUUUACUGCCAGUUU